This is a messenger RNA of Eruca vesicaria subsp. sativa (arugula), 183 nucleotides long. The record is from the annotation of a GenBank genome assembly. Lineage: Eukaryota; Viridiplantae; Streptophyta; Magnoliopsida; Brassicales; Brassicaceae.
AUGGACAUUGUUGAGAGAAAACAACCAAGGGGAGGAGCGUUUCUAAAUCUGCUUGAUUGGCCUGGCAAAUCAAGGAAGAAGCUUUUCUCAUCCGAUGUCUCCCAAAUCUCUGAAGAUUCAAAGCAAGCAAAUGAGAAUGUUCAAAACCCAUCAACUACACCACAUUCUCUUUUUAGUGAAUGA